CUGUGUGGCAACUCUGUGAAUCAGCAAAACAAACAGCUGAUUGAUUAUUUUUGUGUGUUGACUUUUUUUCAUGCAAAAAUUAUAUUUUAUGCAGUGACGAAAAAUACAUAGAAAUCAUGACUGAGGCAGAGAAACAGCCGGCCUCUUUCGCCUGCCAGCGAUGCCUGCAACCAAUAGUGCUGGACGAGCAGCUGGAGAAGAUUAGUGUGCAUGCCAUGGCUGAACUGAAAUUGCCCAUCUAUGGGGGUAAUGUGAACACGAUUGAUCCACAGGAUGCCAACAGUUUUGACCACUUUGUGCCGCCUUUCAGGCUGACUGACUCCAUAAAUGGCACGGGCUUUAUGCUCGUGUCCGAUGGACGUGAUAAUAAAAAGUUGAGUGCUGCCUUUAAACUGAAAGCAGAGCUCUUUGAUUGCUUGUCCUCCAAUUCGGAGAUUGAUCAUCCGCUGUGCGAAGAGUGCGCCGAUUCCAUGCUGGAAAUCAUGGACAGAGAGCUGCACAUUGCUGAGGAUGAGUGGCAUGUCUAUAAGAAGUAUCUCAAUGAGCUGGAACAGCAACAGGAAGGUCCCAAUGUGGAUGCCCUGGACAGGGAGCUGGAAGAACUGAAGCAAAGCGAACAGCAAUUACUUGCCGAACUGGCAACCCUGAAGUCGGAGGAGAAAGUCUUGAAUGAUGCCAUCGAGCAGGAGGAACUGGAAAAGGAAAAGCUGCACGAGCAGGAGGAAAGCUACUGGCGGGAAUAUACGAAACAUCGACGCGAGCUAAUGCUGACGGAGGACGACAAACGCAGUCUGGAAUGCCAGAUCGCCUACUCGAAACAGCAGCUGGACAAGCUGCGUGAUACCAACAUAUUUAAUAUAACAUUUCAUAUCUGGCAUGCCGGACACUUUGGCACCAUCAACAAUUUUCGCCUGGGACGCCUUCCGUCCGUCUCCGUCGACUGGUCGGAGAUUAAUGCUGCGUGGGGACAAACGGUUCUGCUGCUCUCGGCGCUGGCGCGUAAAAUCGGACUGACCUUCGAGCGUUAUCGUGUGGUGCCAUUCGGUAAUCAUUCCUAUGUCGAGGUGCUGGGUGACAAUCGGGAGUUGCCACUUUAUGGCAGUGGUGGAUUCAAGUUCUUUUGGGACACCAAAUUCGAUGCGGCAAUGGUGGCAUUUCUCGACUGCUUGACGCAGUUCCAGCAGGAGGUGGAGAAGCGCGACACCGACUUCCUGUUGCCCUACAAAAUGGAAAAGGGCAAAAUCAUUGAUCCUUCCACUGGCAAUUCCUAUUCCAUCAAAAUCCAAUUCAAUUCAGAGGAACAGUGGACGAAAGCUUUAAAGUUCAUGCUAACGAAUCUGAAAUGGGGACUCGCCUGGGUCUCAUCCCAGUUUGUGACGCAAUGAAGUGGUCGAAUGUCGAUUAAUUGUCAUAAUUUUAUUUAUGUAUAUGGAUUAGUGCUUAAUUAAAAAUAAAUCUUUUAACAUUUAA
Molecule: messenger RNA, 1470 nt
Organism: Drosophila innubila
Lineage: Eukaryota; Metazoa; Arthropoda; Insecta; Diptera; Drosophilidae
Gene: Atg6
Product: beclin-1-like protein
Exons: 4
Coding region: 117-1385 (422 amino acids)
Biological process (GO): autophagy; autophagosome assembly; cellular response to nitrogen starvation
Cellular component (GO): phagophore assembly site; phosphatidylinositol 3-kinase complex, class III, type I; phosphatidylinositol 3-kinase complex, class III, type II
Source: RefSeq, a predicted model, not a curated record